GGGGGAGGGGGGUUUGGGCGGUGUUUUUGUCCGACCCGAGGAAUGUGACGCACGGACGGGAAGGAGACGCACAUCAGCGGUUUCACCGGGAGCAAUAAAGCCGUCGGUACAAAGAGAAGAGAGGAGGCAAGUUCUGGAGCAAAGUGAGGAGGUUUAAAUUCCUCCUUCCUCACCUUAUCUUACCCCUGAGCCUUGACCUUUGACUCGACCCUUUCCAACAAUGCCGCACCGGUCUCAGAGUUCAUCGAUAGGCGAUAACCCUCUCGACCCAAACUACCUGCCUCCACACUACCGUGAGGAGUAUCGUCUAGCUAUUGAUGCUCUGAUAGAAAAUGAUGUACAGAGCUACUAUGAAUUCCUCCAGCUGGCAGAUGUGCCCAGUUUUCUGGCACAGACGGAAAUUGAACAUAUCAAGUCGACAAUCCAGGUGCCCAACCAGACCACGGGCAUCCCAGAGCUGACGUACCAUGAGAGAGGCGCUGAGGAUGAAGGCUCUUCUGACACCUACUGGCCGGUUCAGUCGGACCUGGCUGCCCCGGGGCUGGACCUGGGCUGGCCGUUGCCGCAGCACAGCUUUGCUGGUCCCACAGAGGUCACCACUCUAGUCAACCCCUCUGAUCCUGACAUGCCGAGCAUCAAGGAGCAGGCCAGGAGACUCAUCAAGAACGCACGCCAAGUUAUUGCUGUGGUGAUGGACGUGUUUACAGAUAUUGACAUUUUUAGUGACCUCUUGGACGCAGCAGCACGCCACGUUCCCAUUUACAUUUUACUGGAUGAGCUGGACGCCCAUCACUUUGUCUCUAUGGUUGUCAACUGCAAAGUCAACUUGGAUUUUAAUCCGAUGAUACGUGUCCGGACCGUGGCAGGAAUACCUUAUUACACCCGGACAGGGAAAUCAUUUAAGGGGCAGGUGAAAGAUCGUUUCCUAUUGGCUGACUGCAGGGCUGUACUCAGUGGGAACUACAGUUUUAUGUGGUCCUAUGAGAAGAUCCACCGCUGCAUCGCCCACCUCUUCCUCGGGGAGCUCGUCUCCACCUUCGAUGAGGAGUUUCGCAUUCUCUAUGCUCAGUCAGAGCCUCUAGUCAUUGACCCAAACAAGGCAGCACUUACUGUUACUGAUACAAGCAGCACCAGCAACUAUUUAGGCAGCCAGUUUGGAUUAAAGAGGUCCCAGUCUUUGCGUAACCCAAUAGGUUACCGAAGACAGCCUGAGAUUCCCUCUGCCUUCCCCCAUGGAGACUCUGAUCGUAACCUUGUGCUUCCUUUCCGGAGGAAUGACGCGUUUCGUCAAACCAUGGAACCUGGGCCAGGAAUUACUAUUGGAAAGUAUUCACAGCAACAGUUUCGCCUUCAGCAGUCAUUCCUGGAACAGGGACGGUCCAUUGUGUCCAGGCAGAUGGAGAUGAGUGCCAGUGCCUUCAAAAGACACAGCUAUGCAGAAGGAACCCAGGAAACCUACACAUCUUCAAGACAAUUUAUGCAACACAGAGUCAUGAACAAUCUGGACGAGACAGACUUCCACAGAGAACAGAUUCAAAGCAGCCACUACUACAAUGAAGGGCCGGGGCCGGGUUCUGGCCACGGACACUUGGACAGACUUCGAGGCCGUCCUCCACACCUCUCCAUUGACCAGUAUUCAGACUCAAGCUUUCGCUCAGACCCGGAGGCUCCACCUGGAAACUACGGCAGAGAAUACUUUUCAUCUGAGGAUCUCAGAGGACCCGAGGGCCACAACGCCCCUCCGUUAGCUGGGAGGUAUGGGGGAGGAUCCUCCCAUAAAAGGCCAACCAUAGGCCAGGCGUAUGCCUGUCAGAGUUCACCAACCCAGCUCCACCCACCGGAAAAGAAACCAUUUAACAAACAAUAUGAUCAAGAACAAGAACAGGACUCAAGUGUAAAGCAAGGGCUGAGAAGUUGGAGAAUCCACUCCUAUCUAAGCACUUAUGAGGACAGUGGAGAAGAAGGCCUGACUCAGCCCAUGGGUCCUGAUGCUUUUGAUGAGCAUCCUCAAGCUGAGCAACCAGCUGAAACUGAAACUUCAGCUCCAUGCUUUGGAAUAAAAGAGCCACCAAAUGUUCCCCCCAAGCCCAGACCUGAUAUCCUGAGACCACGCUUUGGAAAGCCUAAACUACCUGAGAGCAGCAGUAAAGACUCUGUCCUACCAACAUCCAAGGAUCUGCUUCCUUCUCGUCUUGUGCUGGAGAGAAAAGAGAGGGAGAAGAAGGAAAAGGAAAACGAGACAGAGAGGAGUACAACAAGGGAGGGGGCUGCAGAUGUGGAGGCAAAAGGUGCUCCAGAAGUUCUUCUCUCCAAACAUGAGUCAUUCCGCUCACGUAUUAACCCACUCCUCCAGCGUAGCUCUCGUCUGCGUUCCUCACUUAUAUUCUCAUCUUCCAAGGCAGAGAUACACAGUGGUAGCUUAGGUCUAAAACCAGCCACAGAACAAGAUGAGGAGUUAGAUAUGGUGCGCACCUCCUCUAUUGUGGCCCAGAUCCUAGAAAAGAGGAGGUCAUUAUCUCGUGAACCUUUCGAGUGGCGAAGGAAAGCUGAAGAGAUGGAGAAGGAGAAAGAAGAAAAAAAGGAGAAGCAAGAGGAAAAAGUGAUACAAUUAAAAGAUGAGAUUAAACCUAAAGAGGAACCUGAAAAAAUUAAUGAAGAAGUAAAGACAACAUCCACUGUUGAAAGACCCAAAGUCACAGUAUCAUUAACUCUGAACGACCCAGCCAGCCGACUGCAGUACUUUAAAGAACUGGAGGCCAAAAGAAAUUCCUCAAAAAUGGAGACAGAGCCAUCGCUAAAAGCAUCAGAGCCCGCUGAAAAAAAGCCAAAUCUUUUGGAUAAAUCUCCUCCCGACAUUACAGCAACUUCAAAGAUCCCAGCGGUCACGGUCAGUGCAGCAGAACCUGAACCCACAAAGUCAGACAUCCCGGCAAAAGUGGCAGAGCUUAAUAUUCGCAGACCUUCACUCAGUUCAUCAAAACCACCGAUAAUCACUGCCAAACCUUAUUCAAGCUCACCGAAGCCGUCAGAGAUAUUGCAAUCUCAGAAAGAGGAGAACACAUCAGAAGGUCAAAAGAAAGAUGUAUUCAGGUCUCUAAAGCCUCUUCCUUCACCUAAGAUCUUCAAGAGGGAUCCGUUGAAGCUUAAAGGACUGAAUCCUCGUCGCAUCUCCUGUGGUGAGGAGACUUUGACCACAGACGCUACAGAUGCAGAGAAGAGUGAAAUGAAAAAGAGUCGCUCUCUGUCACAUGAUGACUCUAAGGAAGGACUGAAAAAGGUUAUGGGAUCUACUACAUCCAUCAACACAAUUGGUGAGGGAAAGGGUGAGGGCAAGACACUCGACUUCCUAAAGAAGCAGACUCAGAGGCUAAAGGGAUUCCUGGGACCGAAGGAUAAAGAAAGGAAAUCCUCAGUAGAGGAUAGAAGCAUGAGCACAGUCAUAGAGGUUACUGGCGAAUCAAGCAAAAAAUCAUCAUCAUCAUCUAAAGAUAUAGCGUCUACCACUGCUGAUCAAAACACAACCAAUCAUAAAACAUCAGUUGGAACACCUGGAACAUCUGUCUCAUCCAGAUACCAGCCCGCGGGCAGCUCUGUUCUUUUCAGCAGCAACUUACGAGAUGACACCAAAGUCAUUCUCGAGCAAAUCUCCGCCAACAGCCAAAAGAACCGCCAGGAACGAGAAGAAACGGGAGGGGACAAAGAUGGAGAUGCCGGAGAUAAAGGACUGGAGAGACAGAACUCCAUAAAAAGGAACCGAUUUCUGCGACCAGCUGGCAACAACCAGGAGCGGGAGGGACUGCUGAGGAGGAUAGAGAGCCUGAGGAAGGAGAAGAAAGUCUACAGCCGUUUUGAGAUGGGGAAUAGCCUGGGAUAACGAAAAGAUGGAGGAGCGACCUUUUACGCGGAAACUAUUUAUGCAAGACUAUCAAAAACAUCCAUUGCCUACGUGUGCCAACAACACUGUGAGAGUACCUCUGGGGCUUAACACUACAGCAUUUUCUGGAUUUUUCACAAGAAGUAAUAAAACAUGAAAGGACGAUAUAUAAAAUGGUUAAAACAAACUAAAGUCACCAAGUUUGGAAUGUGCCUUUUUGCCAAGAUCUUGUUCUACUUUUUUCCUUAUAUGGUGACUGUGGUGACAAGACUCUACUUUCAGACUGGCUCGAUGGGCCAGUAUGUGGCUCAGAAACAGCACGGUUUACCUAUAAAUGAGCUUUUAUGAACGGGACUAAGAAGAAAAGGGAAAGGGCACAAGAAUGUAUAACAUGCCAGUCACAACACACAGCAGUGUAUGACAGCACAUGGAUAGUACCAGUGUUGUGUACGGGCGACUUUGCAGCUGGAACUUGCUUAAAAGUGAAUGGGAGAAAGUGUCUUUGUACCAGUGGCCCAUCAAGGGUACUGCCAAGGUUUUGGAGGGGGUUGUGAAAAGAUUGGAGAAAGUCAGUGAAAUUAUAGAGUGUAAAAAAGUGUGGAGGGAAGAAAGUGAAAAUGUUGGGGGAGUACAGGUUGGAUGGGUGGGUGAGGCUGCAGUGGACUUUAAACACUCGAGAGCUUUCCAUUAAAUCAUACACCCACUUCUCAGAGUUGAAAAUACAUAACCAUUCAGAGAGGAGGCCUAGGAGCUUCCACGGAAAGAGGAGUGGUGUUUAUGUAUACUAGUGUUUGUUUUAUAUAAUGUAAAUAAAUAUGCAAGAUUUCCAGUUGGCCUGAAUCACUGUAAAAACAGAGGUUUUACUUGCCCUGUUUCCCUUUUUUUCUUGAAAUUUUAAAUCAGGCAUUACCUCUAAAAGGAAGCAUACAAGAAAGAACAGGUAUAUUACGCAGUACUGGAGCAGUGCCAUGCCUCCUUAUAUAACUCCUAAAACCUACGCCCUGCACAGGAUUCCUAACUCCUUCGUUGGUUUGCAGAAACUAUUAAACCAAAGACUUACUGGUCCCAUGCUGCCUGAUAGCUCGGCAGGGCAUCAAACCACUUAUGGUUCACUGUGUUUUUGCUGAGUACAUCAAAAAAAAAAAAAAAUUUAAUGAUCUACUGUAUGCUGUAUGGAUGCUUCUGGGUGGGGGACACUGUUUUCUAUACAGGGUUUUAUUGUACAUUAAGGACUGUUUAUAUUUUAAGUGAUUAAAAUAGAUCGUGAUCACCCUCGCUGUACUCUGAAAGUGCCUUGUGUUUAUUUUUAAUAAUUUUAAUGAAUAUGUGAGCAUGUGGUUUGGCUGUUAAGAAAAAAAAAAAACAAUUGGCAUUAAUUAAGGAAAGUCAUUUUUGCACAAGUUUAAUGUCUUUUUAAAAACUCAGUAUUACAAUGUGUUUGAAAUACUGCAAAAAAAAAAAAACCUCUUGCAA
This is a messenger RNA of Archocentrus centrarchus (flier cichlid), 5347 nucleotides long. RefSeq names its product family with sequence similarity 83 member Hb (gene sack1hb). Lineage: Eukaryota; Metazoa; Chordata; Actinopteri; Cichliformes; Cichlidae. Gene Ontology annotation, molecular function: keratin filament binding; protein kinase binding. The coding region runs from base 221 to 3874 and encodes 1217 amino acids. The record is from RefSeq and is a predicted model, not a curated record. Gene Ontology annotation, cellular component: keratin filament. The transcript has 8 exons. Gene Ontology annotation, biological process: positive regulation of cell migration; intermediate filament cytoskeleton organization; signal transduction.